Molecule: messenger RNA, 741 nt
Organism: Phaedon cochleariae (mustard beetle)
Lineage: Eukaryota; Metazoa; Arthropoda; Insecta; Coleoptera; Chrysomelidae
Source: the annotation of a GenBank genome assembly
GCCUUCACUCGUCAAUCGUCAUGCCGUCAGGUUGGUAGCAUUUGCACGUGAAGUUCUUUUCACUAAACACGUUGCGGGUUAAACGUGAAAAUGAGUUCCUUGAAACUUCAAAAGAGGCUAGCAGCCUCGGUAAUGCGAUGUGGUAAGAAGAAAGUAUGGUUGGAUCCAAAUGAAAUCAACGAAAUCGCCAACACCAACUCAAGACAAAACAUCCGUAAGCUCAUCAAGGAUGGUCUUAUCAUCAAGAAGCCAGUGGCAGUACACUCCAGGGCCCGUGUACGCAAGAACACUGAAGCUAGAAGGAAGGGAAGGCAUUGUGGAUUUGGAAAGAGGAAGGGUACGGCAAAUGCCCGUAUGCCUCAAAAGGAACUGUGGGUGCAGCGCAUGCGCGUCCUCAGGCGCCUCCUCAAAAAGUACAGGGAGGCCAAGAAAAUCGACCGCCAUCUUUACCACGCCCUGUACAUGAAAGCGAAGGGUAACGUGUUCAGGAACAAGAGGGUCCUUAUGGAGUACAUCCACAAGAAGAAGGCAGAGAAGGCCAGGGCCAAGAUGCUGUCUGACCAGGCUAACGCCAGGAGAUUGAAGGUGAAGCAGGCCAGGGAGCGCAGGGAAGAAAGGAUCGCUACCAAGAAGCAGGAGGUGCUGGCUAAUUACCAGAGAGAAGACGAGGCUGCUGCAGCCAAGAAAUAGGGUUUAGGAUGUGACUAUGAUUAAAUAAAGAUGAGAGUUUUUCGAUUGAUG